Molecule: messenger RNA, 3851 nt
Organism: Syzygium oleosum
Lineage: Eukaryota; Viridiplantae; Streptophyta; Magnoliopsida; Myrtales; Myrtaceae
Product: dol-P-Man:Man(7)GlcNAc(2)-PP-Dol alpha-1,6-mannosyltransferase
Exons: 20
Coding region: 102-1592 (496 amino acids)
Biological process (GO): protein N-linked glycosylation
Cellular component (GO): endoplasmic reticulum membrane
Molecular function (GO): alpha-1,6-mannosyltransferase activity
Source: RefSeq, a predicted model, not a curated record
UGAACGAACCCGCAAUCUCUCCGUUUCGGACCAAACGUCUCCCCACCGGCGCGGCGACGGGCAGAGCAUUUUCUUCCCUCCGCCUUUUCACGACGGCAGCCAUGGCUUCUCGACCUUCCAGAGUUCUGGGCAGUUUCGGGUACGACUUGCUACUCGGAUCGAUCGCUGCGUUUUACGUGUUCAUGGUGCCUUAUACUAAGGUUGAAGAAAGCUUUAAUGUUCAGGCGAUGCAUGAUAUUCUUUACCAUCGGCAUCACCUGGACAAGUAUGAUCACCUGGAUUUCCCUGGAGUUGUUCCCCGUACUUUCCUCGGUGCAAUCUUGGUAUCAACUUUGGCAACACCAGUUGUAUUGAUAACGAGCUUGCUGCACUUGCCAAAGAUGUAUAGUCUUUAUGCAGCUCGAUUGGUGUUGGGUAGCAUCAUACUGUUGACACUAAGGUUUUGCAGAAUUCAGGUUAGACAUAAAUUUGGAUGUCAAGUAGAAGCCUUCUUUGUAAUCUUAAGUGCAGUUCAGUUUCACUUGCUGUUCUAUUGCACCCGUCCUCUUCCUAACAUACUUGCACUUGGUCUAGUUAAUAUUGCGUAUGCUUAUUGGAUUAGAGGCAGCUUUUAUGCAACGUUGAACUGUCUGGUUUUUGCAACCCUGGUCUUUCGAUGUGAUGUUCUGCUACUGUUGUGUCCUAUAGGCCUCGAACUUCUUUUGACCAGAUCAAUUUCAUUACUUAAAGCUUGUAAAUGGUGCAUUCCAAUGGCCCUUCUGUGUGUAGGUCUUACAACAUUCGUGGAUUCAUUCAUGUGGAAGAAACUCAUGUGGCCUGAAUUUGAAGUUUUUUGGUUUAACUCAAUUCUCAACCGAAGCUCUGAAUGGGGUACAUACCCAUUUCAUUGGUACUUGACUUCGGCACUACCCCGCGCACUGCUUGCUGCAUAUCCUCUUUCUCUGCUUGGUGUCUUACUUGAUAGGAGAAUGCUUUUUUAUAUCAUCCCCUUGUAUUCUUUUGUCCUCCUCUACUCUAAGCUUCCACACAAGGAGCUCCGGUUCAUUAUUGCUUCAGUUCCAAUUUUCAACUUAUCGGCCGCAGUUGCAGCAAGCAGGAUCUAUAACAACAAGAAGAAACGUCUCUGGAAUUUGCUCUAUCUCAUUAUGGUGGGAUCAAUAAUUGUCAGUCUAGGGUGCACGGUUGUCACUUUCUUGGCAUCUUAUGAGAACUAUCCCAGUGGCUACGCUUUAAAAUACUUACAUAGGAGUAGCCAGCCCAAGGAUAAUGUGAAAGAGCAGUGGGUUCACAUAGACUCCUUUUCAGCCAUGAGUGGAAUAUCUCGUUUCUGUGAAGAUGACUUUCCGUGGAGGUACUCUAAAGAAGAAGGGAUUCCCUUGCAAGACUUCCAGCUCAGAAAUUUCACGUAUCUUAUCAGUGAGCAUACUACUGUCGAUGGAUUCAAGUGUCUAUUCUACGUUAAAGGCUUCUCAAGGAUCCGUCUUCAAAUUGCUCUCCCUCUAGUUAUGCUGGUCACGGAACCCAAAGUAUAUGUCCAUGGAAAUUUGAAAGACUGGGAUCAAAUAGAUAAAAAUUGGCCUGGAUGCUUGUGAUUUUCAAUUCUGCUAUCUAUGAGUUUUCUCUGUGGCUCUUAGCAUGACGGAAAAAAAAAAUAUCCUUAGUGGACAUAUGCUGUAGCCUGCCCAGGAGGUUGUACUCUUGGAAGCCUCGCCCGAUUUCCAAGGAUACGCUAAUUGAGAAGGGCUAAUUUCUUGCUUGAGAUAGAAAUUUUUCUGGAGUCAAAAGAAGCAUUAAGCAUUGGAACUACUUCGGUCAAAAGAAUGCACCAGCAGCAUCUGGUUUGUUUCGAGGUAAAUUGUUGGGGUGUCAUGUAGUAUAGAUUUUCUUUUCUCGAACAUGUACUAUGAUCUGGUGGGAGUUAAUAAUUUACUGUUGUGGAACUUUCUAAUUAUGACUACCUGAGGAAAUGAAGAAUACAAUAUGUGGAUGGGUAAUCUUACGUCUAAUUUAAUGGCAGAGAUGUGCACCGGCUAUGCCUAUUUUCGGGCAGAAUGAAGCCAUUUUUCCCCUGUUACCCGAUCUGUUUUCUGGUGUGAAAGAUUAAUCUCUUGUAAUUAGCCCAUUAUAUCUCCAACUUUUUGCCAUUUUCACACGUAGAUCUCCCUCAAGAAACAUUAUACUGACCGUGGCGUAGGCCUUAAUAUGCUCAUGGAAGUUCCGAUUUGUCAUUACUCAAAACAUAUUAUAAGGUGGAUUUCCUGUACCUAUUUAGUCCUACUAGUCUUCUGGCUGUUUAACCAUAAUCAUUGAAACACUACAUUUGAUGUUUCAUCUUCAUUGUAGCUCCACUUCUUUCUUGGCCUACGGCAAAUAUUUUUCUAUUUGAUUCACUCAGGCAUGCAUGCGCUAGUGCUUGAUACUACAGACUGAACUUAGAACACCUGGACUAUAGAAUUUUUCUUUUCCUAUUCACCUUCUAAAUUGUGAAUACAAGGAACCUCGGGCGUGAUUUGGCGAUAUAUUCUUGCUUUAGAAUAGUUAAGUUCCGUCAAUACGACUGCUCAGUGAAUCAAUCUUCAGAUAUGGUAAGGGCAACAACACAGGAAGAGACGAUUGAAUCACAAUGUUAGUAAGUUGGGAAAAGAAAGCAAGACUGGAAAUAUCACGGCAUAAGAUGCGGCGUCUCGGCCCUGCUUAAUGUCAGAACAUCGAUCGAGCCAUUGGCGCGUUGAGACUUUUCUGAAUUCGAGUUGAUGCUGAGUUAAACGCCCGAAGCGCGUUGAGACUUUUCUGAUCCUGAGAGGUUUACUAGGGGCUUGACGAAAAGUGGAGUCGUCUCUCGUCGGAACUUUUUGGGCCUCUUUUCCUGGCCAAUAUCAUAUAGAAUGUCCUUGUCAUGACCUUAGCUCGUCCACUCUUAUCCAAUGCCGUGCCUGACCUGCUGACUGCUCCAUAGACUCUUGACCAAGUCCAGUACACACGCACCAUAUAUUCAUCACCAUCCUCACACAUCUCUCUCACAUCUUCAUAUCAUCCCACAGAUCAAAACAUGUCCAACCUUGGAGUAACCCAAAGGCCAUCCUCCAUCUCUUCAUCAACUCCCCCAAUGGAAACUCCCCACGAGCCGAAACUGAAAUCCCUGAACAACAUCAAGCUCGCGUUCCCGCUCGGCCUCCCGGCCACCCCGGAAGCCGCGGCUGCCCGGAUCAUCAAGAACCUCUCCCACCUCGGCCUGUUCUACACGCUCGUUCUGUGGGUCGGGUUGUCCAUAAGCCUCGUGCCAGAGCGCAGGUUCUCGCUGCUGCUGCUGAUGGCCACGACCAUUAUCGCCAACCAGUACCUCAUCAUGCUACGACUGAUGCCAAACUCCAUUUGCAUAAACAAGGCUGUCGACAAGAUGCUCGUCCUGGUGCCCGUGGCGAUUGUUACCAUCGUGGGGCUCAUUCUGACGAAGGCCGCGAUCCACCUUGUCGCGACUCUAGGGAUCGGAAUACCGGUCAUUUUGGUUCACGCGGUGCUUUGGAGGGACUGCGGGUUCGUAAACGAGGAAGCUUCUGCUUCUGCUCCCAGUGAAUUGGCUCCUCUAGUAGAUACUGUUUAAUCGGUUUAAUUGACGCCGCGACGAUUCUGGAGCCGUCCGCGCGAUGGAUUAAGAGGAAAUCAAGACCCCCUACAGGCAACAAAGAUUAGCUAGCAUAAUCUACCUACUUUCUUUUUCACUUCCUGUUUAGACUUCCUUUCUACGAUUCUAUCAUGGCUUAGUCUUCACAUGUUUUCGAUCAUUGGGCCAGAGAGUUCUGAUCUCAGAAAAGUGAAUAAGAAGAUGUUCCCUUCACUGGUUCUCCUUCAAA